Symbiodinium pilosum is the source of this 723-nucleotide messenger RNA. The record is from the annotation of a GenBank genome assembly. NCBI's taxonomy places the organism in Eukaryota, Dinophyceae, Suessiales, Symbiodiniaceae.
AUGCCCCGCUACGAGAAAAUCAUGGAGGCGUCUCGCCAGAAGGGCACUCGCUUCCUGUACGAGGCCACAGUCGGCGCAGGGUUGCCCGUUGUGGGACCGCUGCAGGCACUGCUACGGGCUGGUGAUGAGGUGGAUACUGUCGAGGGAAUCUUCAGCGGUACCCUCUCCUACAUCUUCAACACGUGGAAGCCUGGUGUCAAGUUUUCCGAAGUGGUGAAGGAAGCGAAGGACAAGGGCUUCACAGAGCCGGACCCCAGAGAUGACUUGGGAGGGACGGACGUGCAGCGCAAGGUGACUAUCCUUGCCCGAGAAAUUGGGUUGAAGAUCGAGCUUGAUGAUGUCCCAGUGAAGUCCCUCGUGCCGGAGAAGCUUCAGAAUUGGGAAGCCCCUGAUGGCAAGAAACUCGGGGAUGCCUUUGUAGAGGAACUAGAGGCAUAUGAUGAUGAGAUGGAUGCGCUUCUGGAAGAGGCUGAGAAAGCGAAUGAGGUGCUCCGAUUUGUUGGGUCCGUGGACGUGAAGUCUGGCAAGGCCUCUGUGAAGCUUGGCAGAUAUCCAAAGGAUCACCCUUUUGCCUCCACCCAGUUUGCAGACAAUAUUUGCGCGAUCUCCUCCAAGUGGUAUACCCCUCGGCCUCUUGUUGUUCAAGGUCCUGGUGCUGGUGCAGCCGUCACUGCCGCCGGUGUUUUCAGCAACAUCAUGGAGGUGAUGAAUGGCAUGCGCUGA